AUCUGCUCCUCACCAAUAUCGAGCGCGAUUUUGAGCGUGUCACCUCCUCUUAAUUAAAUACAAUGGUGAAGAGGAAGUUGGGGGCCUUGGAAAAGGUCGAAGCUGACCUGCCCAAUCUGCAACAUAAAAUUCGAAGAGACCCCAAGUCUUAUAUCGAGGAUUUUCGCGCUCAGCACUAUCAAUAUGAGAGUCACCGAGAAAUUUUCAUGGCGGCGCCUUCAUCGGCCACCGACACGGGAAUCAUCUCUCUGCGUGAGCUGAUAGAUUUCUUAGCCCAUGUAGCUGAUUGCUAUCCGGACAUAACGAAAGAUUUCGGUCCACAGCUUAUCGAAAUGUUGACACAACACCACUUGCUUCUGGAGCCAGAAUUACGGGAGAAAAUCGUGGGCAGCCUCGUGCUUCUCAGGAAGAAGGAUCUUCUCGAUUCUGCGACAUUGCUUCAAACCCUGUUUCCAAUCCUUAUUACUACCCCAAGCAAGACGCUACGGGCAUUGAUUUUCCAAAAAAUUCUUAUGGAACUUCGAUCCUCCAAUGCAAAGACGACGAAUCACAAGUUGAACCGAACGAUGCAGACUGUUCUUUUUAAUCUAGUGACCUCGGAUCGUACCUCUUCUAAAGGUCUCUGGGCUAUUAAGCUUACGCGCGAACUUUGGAAACGACAAAUUUGGACCGACGCCAAAGCCGUUGAGGUCAUGAAGGAAGCCUGUUUGGCAGAAAAUGAAAAAGUGAUAGUUGGCGGAGUUCGCUUCUUCCUCGGUGGAGACAAAGAACGGGAGGAAAUGGAGGAAGAGAGCAGCGAUGAGGAAGCUAUUGAUCUGGGACGAGUGAAACAUCAGGUUGGGAUUAACAAAAAGACGAAAAAGAAGUCACGCGCUGUGGAAAAGGCAAAGGCCACCGUCCAGAGACGGGAGCGCAAGAAGAACCAACCCCAUCCGUUGAAUUUCUCUGCGCUGCAUCUUCUGCACGACCCACAAGGAUUCUCGGAGGGUCUUUUCUCGAAGCACCUCCAGAGUUCCAAGUCGAAGCUGAACCUGGAGCAAAAGCUUAUGGUUCUUCAACUGGUGACUCGUCUUGUUGGGCUGCAUAAACUUCACAUCAUGCACCUCUACUCCUACUUCCAAAAGUACCUCACUCCCCGACAGCCUUCUGUCACCUCUAUUUUGGCCUCGCUUGCUCAAGCAUCGCACGAUUUGGUCCCCCCAGAUGAUUUGGAGCCGCUGAUUCUGAAGAUCGCCAAUGAGUUCGUAUCAGAAGCAUCCGCCUCCGAAGUGGCUUCGGCGGGUCUCAACGCUAUCAGAGAAAUUUGUGCCCGACAGCCACUUGCAAUGAAUGAAUCUUUGUUGCAAGAUUUGGUCAUGUACAGGAAGAGUAAAGACAAGGGUGUUGUGAUGGCAGCUCGGGGUCUGCUCAGUCUUUACCGAGAUCAGAAUCCCGAAAUGCUUAAGCGACGAGACCGCGGCAAAGACGCCUCUAUUGGUCUGCAAUCUGGACAAAGGAAGGAGAAACGGUUUGCUGAACAACAGGUCGGUGCGAUUGAAGGCCUGGAGCUUCUGGAGCAGUGGAAGGAAGAGGAGCGCAAGAAGAGAAGAGCCGAGAAAGGGUUGCCUUCUGAUGCGGAAGAUGAAGACGAAGAAGAGGACGACGAAAACGACUGGGCUGCUUGGAACGUUGAAGAUGAUGAAGAUAGCGAUGAUUCCGGAGGCUGGAUCGACGUCCAGAGUGAUGUGGAGAUUGAUCUCAGUGACUCUGACGAUGAUCAAGCGCGACCUGCUAAGAAGGCCAAGCAAACCGAUGAGGGCGAGGGAACCGCUGAGUCUCAAGCCACGGAAAGCAAGCCAGGGCCCAAGAAACCGAGCAUCGCAACCACCCGUAUUCUUACCCCAGCUGAUCUCGCUAAACUCCAAGAGCUUCGUCAGGAAGCCGCUGUCAACUCGCUUCUUCCAGGAUCUAGGCGCCGGGGUGGUCAAGCCCCUGACGGCCCACGACAUGCGGAAGACCCAUUGACUGCAGCCGAGAUUGAGGGAUUGGCUGCCCUAUCUGCGGGAAAGCAAACUCGCGAGGAACGAAUUGCUCACGCCAAGGAAGGCAAGCCUGAUCGAACCGAGUAUAAGAGUGUCACCGCCCGGCGUAAGGAGAAGAAGGAGUCUCAGGGAAAGAGUACUACAAACAAAGAAAAGGCGCGCAAGAAGAACUUCUUGAUGACACUGGGCAAAGCCAAAUCAAAGAACAAGAGGAGUCUUGUUGAGACUCGUGCGGUAUUGAGGGCGCAUCAGGACCGGCAGAAACGGGGUGGCAGGAGAGGAAACCUCGGAUCAAGGACUUAAUUAGAAUGGUUGUAUACAGCUAAAGGAAGCUGAGCUGUGGUUUAAAAAAAGAUAGAUGAAUGAUAUACCUGUACAUACAGCGAGCAUCUCCCUUGUCUCUCUCUCCGUUCCAGGUCCAUCACUUUACAGCCACUAGCCCUCAGUUUGUAAUUCUGUUCACCC
Molecule: messenger RNA, 2486 nt
Organism: Aspergillus ochraceoroseus IBT 24754
Lineage: Eukaryota; Fungi; Ascomycota; Eurotiomycetes; Eurotiales; Aspergillaceae
Product: SDA1 family protein
Exons: 4
Coding region: 63-2324 (753 amino acids)
Biological process (GO): ribosomal large subunit export from nucleus; ribosomal large subunit biogenesis
Cellular component (GO): nucleolus
Source: RefSeq, a predicted model, not a curated record